This is a messenger RNA of Bipolaris maydis ATCC 48331, 1280 nucleotides long. RefSeq lists its product as uncharacterized. The record is from RefSeq and is a predicted model, not a curated record. Lineage: Eukaryota; Fungi; Ascomycota; Dothideomycetes; Pleosporales; Pleosporaceae.
AAAAAGUACAUUCAUUCCAACUGUUGACAAGCCCCGCAACGCCUUCCCGCCCAGCAUCAGCCCAACUAACCAUGAAACCACCAAAUCCACACAACCCCAAGCGCAACGAAACCUUCCAUCCCGCACACAUACCCAUAGACCCCAAUGCAACACUCCACCCAGUACCAAGUCGCAUAACCGGCCCCCUUCCCUUCCUAAACCCCACAAAAGCCCACUACCACCUCCACUCCCACCCAAACAUCCGCUUCAAAUGGACCUCGCGCAACGACCGCAAAGGCCGACACGCCCUCUCCGUAAGCCAACCCCACACUUCCGACACCACAGGGAGCAGCAGCAACACCACCACUCCGCGCCCCACCUCCUCCGCCCACCCCAUUCUAGCCAACAUGUGGAAGAUGGCGACUUACUACCCCAUCUGGGAUUUAUCGUUCCUCAUCGCAUACAUAUUCACGCUCGGCAGCAUUCUCUGGAUCCUCAAUGCUUUCUUCGUCUUUUUACCUUUGGUGCGACCGGAGACGGGGUUUGCGGGUGAGAGCUUGUAUGGCGGGGGGAUAACGGCGUUUAUCGGGGCUACGGUGUUUGAGGUGGGUUCCGUGCUGUUGCUUGUUGAGGCGGUGAAUCAAGGACGGUCUGGGUGUUUUGGCUGGGCUGUUGAGAGGGUGUUGGAGGGGGACGAGGGCGCGGGGGUGAGGGUGGAGAAGGGGGCGUGCUUGCAUGCGCAUAGGAGAAAGGAGCAGUGCGGGGAGGUGGAGAAGGCGGAGGGAAGGAAGUGGGUUUGGUGGCCGGCGAGGGAAGAGUUGCGGAGGCAUUAUGUUCAUAAUCUAGGGUUUUUGGCGUCGCUGGCGCAGUUUGCGGGCGCGACGAUUUUUUGGGUUGCCGGGUUUACGGCGCUGCCGGGGAUUUAUGAUAGGAUGUCAAAGCCGGUUACGAUUGUUUUUUACUGGACGCCGCAGGUUGUAGGUGGUUUGGGGUUUAUCAUCUCUGGGUUUCUGUUUAUGAUCGAAACGCAACCUACAUGGUGGAAACCAGCGCCUCGGACACUCGGCUGGUGGAUUGGGGCGUUGAAUCUGAUUGGAGGUGUGGGGUUCACGUUGUGUCCGGCGUUUGGAUAUGAUAGCAGUAGUUGGGCGCAGUAUCAGGCGUGUCUGAGUACCUUUUGGGGUAGUUGGGCGUUCCUGAUUGGGAGUACACUGCAGUGGUAUGAGAGUCUUGAGAAGUUUCCGGUGGAGAUUAGUAAAGCAGCGCGUUAGUAGAGAUUUUGUGUUGAAUAUAUGUGUAAA